AUGAAUGAUACAUUUACUUCUGCAAGUAAAGAACAGGAUAUUUUUAAGUUAUUGAAUACAAAAUUAGGAGACUUCUCUGAAUUAUGGAGUUCACGUCAAACAGCGGCAUUCCUUGAUAAACAAUACAUUGAGUACUUAUCAGUAAAUUAUAGGUCUUUGUGUACACAAAUAAAACUUAAAGUUUUAUUAUCACUACCUCAAUUAAUUGAAAGAUAUCCUGAUAUCGACAAAGAAUUGUAUAUAAAAAUAAUUGAAUCAGCAAAAGAUGAUGAUGAUGAGUGGAUUGAAUUACUAGGACAAAUCAAUUGUUUUGAAAGUCUUAAUAAAAUAUUUGAUGAUAAGGACAAUAUUUAUCGGUUAAGUUUAAUGCCACCAAGUGUCUGUCUUAUGACUAAAAAUGCUGUUAAAAAUAUUUACCAUUUAAAUAAUCCUGUACCUGUAAGUCAUUUUAAACUUAAGAAACAACCAAACUCCGCAAAAUUAAAAAUUGAAAUUCAAAAAAUGACUUCAUUAAAUAAAGGUUCCAUAAAUUUAAGUACAGUAAAAUUACAAUCAUUACCUAUACAAUCACGUUCCAUGAUACGCCUACCGAACACCACGAUGCCAAUGACAAAAAUACCUAAAGAAGAUUUGGCUAAAAAAUGUGGAGGAUUUUCAAAAGAGACAAAGAAAUUAAAUAGGCCACCAUUAAAAAGAGGAAGAACAAUUCAAAUUGUUGAUGUAAAUGAAACACAAAUGGGUGAAAUGAUGGCUAAAAAAUUACAACGUAAAGCAGAGUUAGAACAAAAACGUAAAGAAAAAUUUGAGAAAAGACAAACAAAACAACAAUCAUCAGUGGAAGAAUCCACUAAUAUUUAA
Molecule: messenger RNA, 858 nt
Organism: Strongyloides ratti
Lineage: Eukaryota; Metazoa; Nematoda; Chromadorea; Rhabditida; Strongyloididae
Product: Negative elongation factor A
Exons: 3
Coding region: 1-858 (285 amino acids)
Source: RefSeq, a predicted model, not a curated record